Molecule: messenger RNA, 423 nt
Organism: Cricetulus griseus (Chinese hamster)
Lineage: Eukaryota; Metazoa; Chordata; Mammalia; Rodentia; Cricetidae
Source: RefSeq, a predicted model, not a curated record
AACUUGGUUGAUUUCAGAGCCCCACUCUCACCCACCCCCAACAGCUUUCCUCUCCUGGUUCCGAAAUGGACUUCUGGCAUCAGGCAUUGGGGUCAUCUCCUUCAUGCAGAGUGACAUGGGCCGGGAAGCUGCCUACGGCUUCUUCCUGCUGGGUGGCCUGUGCGUGGUGUGGGGCGGAGCGUCCUAUGCAGUGGGCCUGGCAGCACUCCGGGGACCCAUGCAACUGUCUCUUGCGGGUGCUACCGCUGGUGUGGGGGCAGUGUUGGCUGCCAGUCUGCUGUGGGCUUGUGCUGUAGGCCUCUACAUGGGCCAGUUGGAACUGGACGUGGAAUUGGUGCCUGAUGACGAUGGGGAACAGCAGGGCUGUGGGGACUGGCUGGGCCGGAGGACUGGGACAUUAAACCUGACCCUUCAGCAGUUCAA